AUGUGCCAAGGACUCCAACAGCUCCAGCAUGAGUUCUUCCAGGACUUGAAUCCUGCUGUGUGCGCUAAUUGUGCGCUACGACCCACUAGGGCCUUUGUGAUCCAGCUAUGCCUCCGCUCUGCAAGGAGCCUGGAUGAGCAGCCCUCGGAGGUGGAACCCCAGCCUGAGAAAGACGGUGAGGACACGGAGGACGCCGAAGACAUGCAGAGCGAAGAUGAGGAAAGCGAGGAUGAUGAAAACGAUGAUGAUGAGGGUGAUGAUGAUGAGAUCGAGGACGCAGACAGUGAGGAUGCAGAGGCUGAGGGAUCGUACGCAACGACCGAGGACGCAACGGUGGUUUCCGAGGACAGCAUGGCGGAGCAAGAGGUUUACUUAGAUGAUGGCGUGCCUGCGCCACACGUCCCAGAAGUGCGCCCCGUUGGUGAGGCAUCUCAGGCGAGCAUGUCGGAUGGCUCCAAGAAAAGUCCAACUUCUGAUGCCUCAGCCAGCCAAGCUACAGAUUAUCUGGAAGAGGAUGGACCUGAAGCCUGGGAAGGCGACAUGCUGGAAACGGCAGUUCUAGCCGAAGCUAACGUCACAAGAUCAGAGGCGCUCGAGAGCUUGACCAGGUAUGGGAAUGGCUCCGCUUCUGACUCCUCCUGCCUACCAGCCCAGAAUGUAAGUGGAUAUGUGGUGUCCGAAGACUCUCUGGCCCGGGCUGCCUUCUCUGUGCAGGUAGCAUGCGCUGUCGGCUUCCAAGGCCUUGCAACAGUUUCGGCUUGUGAGGUGCCUGGGAAGCCAUACCAGCUCAGCGGAUGCGAGGCUGAGACAACCGACACGGGUAUCACGGGUGGGGCAUGCCUUGCUGCAAACGCUACAGGCUACCUGGUUACGGAGACGUCCUUACAGCGUUCAGGCUUUGAAGUCUCAGCCAUUUGCCUUCCUGGCUGGACUGGGCAAGCGCAGGCAAAGCCCUGCAAGAUGCCUGGGGAGACCUACCAGUUGGUGGGUUGUGAGGCGGCCUCCCAACUUGACUCGCUGCCAUUGCCAUCGCUGCCCUGCCUCGGCAACUGGACCCUGACCAGCAUCCAAGCCUUUGCGGAAGAUCUUCGCAUCUUGGCCUCUGACCUGGAAGCUCACCUUCACACGAUGCAGGUGAAAGCAAACCUGUCUGCUCUGCCGCCGACGCCUGCAGCAGAGGCUGCUACCACUGUGCUGUCCCAGCUUCAAAGGGCUGCGCGCUCUGCGGGCAAUGCUGGGAGCGGGCCACUACGUGAUGCGGCACGGCGCCUGGGUGCCCGGCUUGCGCCUUUGGAUCCACGAAGCCCUGACCCAGAGACCCUCCGAGCCUUCGACGCCAUCAAGGCAGAAGCAACUAAGGCCCUUCAGACUCAGCCCAGACAGGAAGUGACGACGAGCGCAGAAACUCCAAGUCCAACAAUCCCGUCUCGCGAGUGCAACUUGCGGGGUGUCGAAGCAACGGGGAAGCGCUUCGAGGAGGCUUUGCAAGGCUUCCGAGGUGCGGUGCUGGCCAAGAUGCUGCCAAGGGAGGUUGAAAAUCUCCACAGAGUGGUUCAUACACUGGAAGUGCUACGCAAUUCUCUUCUGCAGCACUUCGCAGAACCGUCUGCGACUGAUCCUCAAUCAGAGUGUGAGCGGUACUUGGUUGGCGUUAGUCAGCUGGAAGCAGACCUUGCCCACUACCGGAGCCUCUUGGAUCCACCAAAGGCCUCUAGGCCCGUGUCUCAGCCUCUCAACGGGCAACUGCCCCCCCUGGAGCUGGCGCAAAGCGCAAACAGCGCGAGCCGCGUCCCCACUCGAGGCGCAGGGCCAGCGCUGAACGCGAGGUCAUUCCGCUGA
Molecule: messenger RNA, 1839 nt
Organism: Symbiodinium pilosum
Lineage: Eukaryota; Dinophyceae; Suessiales; Symbiodiniaceae
Source: the annotation of a GenBank genome assembly